AUGUUUGUUGCGUUAGGGAACGUGGCGACGGCGUUUCUCGCCAUCGCGACGACCUAUUUCGUGCACCACUGCGAGAACAAUAAUAAUAAUAAUCAGCGCAGCAGUGUUACGAAGAAUUUGUGUCCGUCGUUUAUCACGAGUACUAGUAAUAGUGAUAACUUUUAUUGCGGGGAAAACGGGAAGUUUUGUCGUCGUUCUCGUCGGAAUGAAUUUGAUGAUGAUGCGGAAGAGGAAGACGCCGACGCGCCGAAUUUAUUCAACGCGUGCGUCCACGUGAGAGCAAAAGUAGAAUCCCAAAUUUUCGGACAAACGGAAAGCACGGAUAUACUUUUAGACGCGAUUUGCGAUAAGUUUCGCGAGAUUGAACGCUACGAAUUAGAAGAAGAAGAUUUAGGAGAGAGAAGAGAAGAGGGAGUGGAGGAGGAGAGGCAAACGCCGCUGGUGAUGAGCAUCCACGGCAGUCCAGGGGUUGGGAAAUCGCAUUUCCAUCGCGCAUUAGCGAGAGCGGUGUAUGGUGCGAAUAGGAGGAGGAGGAGGAAGAACGGAGGAGGAGCAAAAGCUUAUGGAGAGAUGCUGGCGAGCGUCGCGCGAAACGUAGUUACGGGUGGCGUUAGAGGUAGUUAUUACGCUUCUGAAAGGAAGAAGAAGACGUGUCCGGGGGAAUUGUGUCCGGCGUAUAAGAUUCUGUUCGGCGCGGAGUACGUGGAAAAGGACCGCGAGCGGCAGAAGCGGAUGAUUGUGAGCAACUUGAGAGCGCAUUUGAGGAGAUAUCCCGAGAGCGUGGUCGUGAUUGAGGAGUACGAUAAGUUGCCGUGCGAAGUGAGGAGCGUUUUGAGGCAGCUGUUUGAUAGCGGGAGGGUGAUGCAAUCGACUCCGUCGUCCUCAUCGUCGUUCUCGUCUUCGAAAACGAGGAGGAGAAAGAAGAGAGGCGGUGCGUUUUCUAGAUUGUGGCGAAGAGGAAGCGAAGAAGAGGAAGAUUCGGCGAGGAGUAACGGGGGUGAUGAAGACGACGAAGAUGAAGACGGUAACGAUACGUUUGAAGAUUACGACGUUUAUGGAGAGAAGAGAGAGGUUUUAGGGAACAAGGCGAUAUUUAUUUUAGAGGCGAACGCUGGAUUCGUGCACAUUCACGGCGCCGCAGAAGCCGAUCGGAAACGUCGAUUGAGCAAAGUAGGGGAUGUCGACAAGAAUAAGAACAAAAACUACUUAAAGUCUGAACGCGAAAGACAUCACGUGGAGCUCUCGCGAGCGUUGAAAAACGCCAUGUUCACGAAAUGGGAAAAAGAGCACUGCGAAGACUUCCACGAUACGGUCAAAGUCUUAUCGUCGAUUGAAUAUUUCGUGCCGUUUCAGCCGUUGGACGAAGACGCUCUGAAGCAAAUCGCCAACGCGCACUUGGAGUAUCGCUCGAAUUAUCUCAUCGAGAACGAGUUCGUCUCCUCGAUGUUAACGACAUUAUCAUCGUCGUCGUCGUCGUCGAGAGAGUCACCAACAGGUAGUGUUGCUUCUUUACCUCAAAUGGACGCGAUUAAACGACGCGUCAACGUCACUUUAAGCUGGGACGACCGGCUUUUAUCCUUCCUCGCUCGAGAAUCCGAGUUUGAAGGCGAAUUCGCCAUCGAAGGCGGCAAAGAGGUCAAAUCGACUUUGAGUCGAACGGUGACGAGAGCGAUACGCAGAGCGCUUUUACCGCCAUCAACAACCACCAACGAGGAGAAGAACGGUGGUGGUAAAACUAUCCACCCCUCCUUCGCGCGGUACGAAAAAAUCCGAGACUUCAUUCUCGAAGAUUCGAAGAAAAAAUUCGCCAGCGGCGACAAAGCGGGCUCGAAGACGAAGGACGAAGAAGGAAAAGAAGCGGAAGACGCUUUACUCCAAAUCAACGUGCGUCUCGCCGUCGUCGUCGACGACGACGAGGAUGCGAUGCAAAAGAAUCCUGAAACGAAGGAUUCUAAUAGCCAGCGUCGUCGAUCCGUCGUCGCUUCAAUUUUUUUAAUUGAUAAUUGA
Molecule: messenger RNA, 2007 nt
Organism: Bathycoccus prasinos
Lineage: Eukaryota; Viridiplantae; Chlorophyta; Mamiellophyceae; Mamiellales; Bathycoccaceae
Exons: 1
Coding region: 1-2007 (668 amino acids)
Molecular function (GO): ATP binding; ATP hydrolysis activity
Source: RefSeq, a predicted model, not a curated record